Messenger RNA from Nymphaea colorata (pocket water lily), 3646 nucleotides. RefSeq names its product lon protease homolog, mitochondrial-like. The record is from RefSeq and is a predicted model, not a curated record. Bases 367 to 3348 code for a protein of 993 amino acids. NCBI's taxonomy places the organism in Eukaryota, Viridiplantae, Streptophyta, Magnoliopsida, Nymphaeales, Nymphaeaceae. The transcript is spliced from 20 exons. Gene Ontology annotation, biological process: chaperone-mediated protein complex assembly; protein catabolic process; protein quality control for misfolded or incompletely synthesized proteins. Gene Ontology annotation, molecular function: ATP-dependent peptidase activity; ATP binding; ATP hydrolysis activity. Gene Ontology annotation, cellular component: mitochondrial matrix.
UAAGAGAGAGAUGGCAGUUUUUGGAACUCCAGAGUCCCAGACUCUCAUUCUCUCUCUACAUUCUCUGCUAAUUCUGAAUCUCUCCAAAAAAAACAUAGUUCCUGCAUUUCCAAUUGAGCAAGCAACAGGAAAUUCGUCAUCUUUAUGGUUGGCCGAUGUUCGUUACUAUAAAGAAAAUUAGCAGAUUCCUUGAGAACCCACGUUCAAGGUUUCUUAAGCUCCCCAUUUCCUCUGAAUCCCGUUUUUGGGAUCACAGUCAAGUUUGCCACCCGCCCCAGCUUGUCAAAGUCGGAGUUUUUGAUUUUUUUGUAUGUGGGUAGUAUUGUUUUUCACUCCCUGGCGUCCACAACCCAGCAGCCAUUGGCGAUGUUGAAGAUUCUAGCUGCCCCUUCUUUGCGGGGACGUCUGCAGAGGCUCCCUUCCGGCCUUUCCCUUCAUACGAGCAAUGUUGGACAGGGCCAACGUUCUUUAUUUAGGGUUUUGGGAGCUCUGAGAGGCAACAAUGGCGUAACUCCUGCUUCUAGAGUGAGGGCAUUCUGUUCUGAUGCUAACGAGGGGUCGGAGACGGCCGAGGCGAAGGCGGAACCGGUGGCCGAGGGCGCCGAGGAAGCGGCCUCGAAGUCGUCGACUGCAAUGGUGCCCACUAAUCCAAAGCCAGAGGACUACUUGACGGUUUUGGCGUUGCCCUUAGCACAUAGGCCGUUGUUUCCUGGAUUUUACAUGCCAAUAUAUGUGAAGGAUCCAAAACUAUUAGCAGCUUUGGUGGAAAACUACAAGAGAUCAGUACGAUAUGCUGGUGCUUUUCUUGUAAAAGAUGAGCCUGGAACUGAUCCAAGCCUUGUGACGAGUUCUGAGACUGAAAAAAGUAUAUAUGACUUGAAGGGAAAAGAGUUGUUUAAACGUCUCCAUGAAGUUGGUACUCUAGCACAGAUUACCAACAUACAAGGAGAGCAAGUGGUGCUUUUGGGUCAUCGACGGCUGAAGAUAACUGAAAUGGUUGAUGAGGAUCCACUUACUGUCAAAGUAGACCAUAUAAAGGAAAAACCAUACAAUAAGGAUGAUGAUGUCAUAAAAGCAACUUCAUUCGAAGUCAUUGCAACAUUGCGUGAUAUUCUCAAGACAGGUUCUCUCUGGAAAGACCAUGUUCAACCUUACACUCAGCAUAUUGGCGAAUUUAAUUAUCCAAGGUUGGCUGAUUUUGGUGCUGCUCUUUCUGGUGCAAACAAGUUGCAGUGCCAGCAAGUGCUUGAAGAAUUAGAUGUAUAUAAACGGCUGAGUCUUACAUUAGAACUUGUAAAGAAGGAGAUGGAGAUAAGCAAAAUACAGGAAUCAAUAGCCAAGGCAAUCGAGGAAAAAAUAAGCGGUGAACAGCGACGUUAUCUUCUUAAUGAGCAACUGAAGGCAAUAAAGAAGGAGCUUGGUUUGGAGACAGAUGACAAGACUGCACUUUCUGCAAAGUUUAGGGAAAGAAUUGAACAAAAGAAGGACAAGUGUCCUCCUCAUGUUUUUCAAGCUAUUGAAGAGGAACUCACAAAGUUGCAACUUUUAGAAGCUAGCUCAAGCGAGUUUAAUGUAACCCGUAAUUAUCUAGAUUGGCUUACUGUAUUGCCAUGGGGAGACUAUAGUGACGAAAAUUUUGAUGUUCAUCACGCCCAGAAGAUAUUAGAUGAGGAUCAUUAUGGAUUGUCUGAUGUUAAGGAGAGAAUACUGGAGUUUAUUGCUGUGGGAAAACUCAGAGGGACCUCACAAGGUAAAAUCAUAUGUCUUUCUGGACCUCCUGGGGUUGGUAAGACUAGCAUAGGCCAUUCAAUUGCACGUGCACUAAAUCGGAAGUUCUACCGAUUUUCUGUGGGAGGCUUAGCUGAUGUUGCUGAAAUUAAGGGACAUCGUCGUACAUAUGUUGGGGCUAUGCCAGGAAAAAUGGUGCAGUGCUUGAAAAGUGUUGGAACAGCUAAUCCGCUUGUUCUAAUUGAUGAAAUUGACAAGCUAGGGAGGGGUCAUGCUGGGGAUCCAGCAAGCGCAUUGCUUGAGCUUCUUGAUCCGGAGCAAAAUGCAAAUUUUCUUGAUCACUAUCUUGAUGUUCCUAUUGACUUAUCCAAGGUUCUCUUUGUUUGCACGGCCAAUGUUAUUGAGAUGAUCCCAAGUCCUCUUCUAGAUAGGAUGGAAGUUAUUGCUCUUGCUGGUUAUAUAACUGAUGAAAAGAUGCAUAUAGCUCGAGAUUAUUUAGAGAAGGCAACAAGGGAAGCAUGUGGCAUGAAACCUGAGCAGGUUGAAGUAACGGAUGCUGCCCUUCUUGCACUUAUAGAAAAUUACUGCCGUGAAGCAGGUGUGCGCAAUCUACAGAAGCACAUAGAAAAGAUUUACCGUAAGAUAGCUUUGCAACUGGUACGUCAAGGUGUGUCAAAUGAGCCAUCACCAGUUGCCACAAUUCAGGAAGUUCAGGCUGAUGUGUCCAAAAAUUCCCCUUCUGAAGAAAGUAGUGAAGUUUCCACAGAUGAAGCUACCAAUAUCCAAUCUGAAGAACCUGCAACCCAAGAGCAGACCUGUGAAACCUCCACAGAAAUUAACUCCACAGUGGUGGAGCCAUCUUCAGAUAAGUGCCAAUCUGUUUCUGAGCAGCCUCUUGAUUCGGAGGGAAAGGAAGCUGCUGAUGUUAUUCAGGAAAUAGAUGUCGGUAAGACAGUAGACAAGGUAGUUGUUGACGCAACUAAUCUGUCUGAUUUUGUUGGUAAGCCAGUUUUCCAUGCUGAGCGAAUAUAUGAUCAAACGCCCGAGGGAGUCGUGAUGGGCCUUGCUUGGACUGCCAUGGGUGGUUCUACAUUAUAUAUUGAGACCACCGUCGUGGAACAGGGAGAAGGAAAAGGUGCAUUGCAUCUGACAGGUCAGCUUGGCGAUGUAAUGAAAGAAAGUGCCCAAAUAGCACAUACUGUUGCCAGAUCAAUACUUCUUCAGAAAGAUCCGGAGAACCCCUUCUUCUCUACCUCCAAACUCCAUCUUCAUGUUCCAGCUGGUGCGACGCCAAAGGAUGGGCCAAGUGCUGGCUGUACCAUGAUUACUUCGAUGUUGUCGUUGGCUUUGAGGAAGCCCGUAAAGAAGGAUCUUGCCAUGACUGGAGAAGUAACUUUGACUGGAAGAAUUCUACCAAUUGGUGGAGUUAAGGAGAAGACAAUCGCUGCAAGGAGGAGCGAUGUUAAGGUUAUUAUUUUCCCAUCUGCCAACAGAAGGGAUUUUGAUGAGCUUGCACCCAAUGUAAAGGAAGGUCUUGAAGUCCAUUUCGUAGAUAAUUACGAUCAGAUAUUUGAUUUAUCAUUCGAUAAAGAGCCACCUACAGAGGGACAGGAAAAAUGAAGAAGAUAUUUGUUCCAUGACUGUUUGUUUUCUCCGCAGUUUUGAGAAAAGCCAGCUUACCAGAUCGAAAAUAAUUAUUGAGCCUUAAUUCUUUGAGGUGCUCCAUUUUUGUAGGUGCAUGACGUUGAGCAUAUUGGAAAUCUCCAGUAUACCACUAGAUAAAUAUACUUCACAAGCAUGUCCUGUCAUUCAUGUUUUAUGAAGUACUAAUGUAAAAAGUAAGAGGAUGAUUGAGGCAUUCAUAUCCUCUUCCGUUGUUUAUCAUUGAUUAUAUGAAGUGUUAAAAUUCAUUUUCUAA